AUGCCUCUAGUAACCCAUUCUAUUUCAUUCUCGAUUUUGAUACAGUUAUACACUUCUUCUUCUUUGUUUUACCUCUGAGGAUUUCUUAUCACUUCAGAAAUGGCAGCAAACUCAAAUGAAACAGAGCUCUCAGUGAAGGCCUUUGGAUGGGCAGCGAGGGAUACCUCCGGUCAUCUUUCUCCUUUCAACUUUUCCAGAAGGGAAACAGGGGAGAAGGAUGUGCAAUUUAAGGUGACAUAUUGUGGAAUUUGCCAUUCAGAUCUUCACCAGCUCAAAAAUGAAUGGGGUUCCAGUUCUUAUCCUCUUGUUCCUGGGCAUGAGAUCGUUGGGGUGGUGACACAGGUAGGGAGCAAAGUCCAUAAUUUUAAGGUCGGCGACAAAGUGGGUGUGGGAUGUUUUGUCGAUUCCUGUCGCAAGUGCGAACUCUGUGAAAGUGGCUUAGAAAAUUACUGCCCUGGAGGCGUCCUAACCUACAAUGCUGCCGGGAUCACCACAUACGGUGGUUACUCGGACAUCAUGGUUGCCGACGAGCACUUUGUUCUCCGGUGGCCGGAAAAUUUGCCAAUGGAGGCGGCUCCUCUGCUCUGCGCCGGGAUCACAACGUAUAGCCCUUUGAGAUACUUCGGACUCGACAAGCCGGGAAUGCACAUUGGGGUUGUCGGCCUAGGCGGUCUCGGCCAUAUGGCUGUGAAGUAUGCUAAGGCUUUUGGAUGCAAGGUGACAGUGAUCAGCACAUCUGCUAGCAAAAAGCAGGAGGCCAUUGAUCGUUUUCGCGCCGACUCCUUCUUGAUCAGCAGCAACCCAGAAGAAAUGCAGGCUGCGGCAAACACAUUAGAUGGCAUUAUAGACACGGUUUCUGCAGUUCACCCUCUUGUGCCACUACUCUCUUUAUUGAAAGUAAAUGGAAAGCUUGUCUUGGUUGGAGCUCCGGAAAAACCACUUGAAUUGCCUGCCUUUUCUUUGAUCCCGGGUAGGAAACUGGUUGCCGGAAGUGGUGUUGGUGGAAUGAAAGAGACCCAAGAGAUGCUGGACUUUUCUGCCGAGAAUAACAUAACACCAGAUGUGGAGAUUAUUUCCAUGGAUUAUGUGAACACUGCAAUCGAACGCCUCUCCAAUAAUCAAGUGAAAUAUAGAUUUGUACUAGACGUUGCCAACACAAUCAAAUCUGCUUGAGUAUCUUCGUAUUAAGCGGCAUGUCUUGGCCUGGAUGAUCUAUUUGCUUUGUAUUUUUCUUAAGUUCAAUGCUUUUAUGAGACAGUGUUAUGUUUGUUUGUCUUAAUAUUCAGAUUACUAGAUAUAAUUUGAGCUAUGUUGCUUCUCCUCCUAUUUAUUUUUGGCAUUUAAUAAUUGUUAUGACACACCGGAUGGAAUCGGUAUAAAUAUAACUCUUUUUCUUCUAAAAUGAACUUCAUUGUUUCUCAUUUUGU
Molecule: messenger RNA, 1427 nt
Organism: Cuscuta epithymum
Lineage: Eukaryota; Viridiplantae; Streptophyta; Magnoliopsida; Solanales; Convolvulaceae
Source: the annotation of a GenBank genome assembly